AUGGCGCUCAAGCGGAGAGAGGAAGAACCUUCGGGGGACAAGAAGAAGAAGAAACGCGUCGGUUUCAGUGCCAUUGGUAGUGUAUCUGUUAAUCGGGGUCUGUUAUACCCCAAGAUCUCUUCGGUUGCCUUUUGCCUCUUGUUUUCUCACCUUGUCCGAGUGUUGGAGGUGAAGUAGGUAGUGUUUUUCCCGGAUGUUUUCUGGUUCAGUUGUUUACAUUCAAAAGAAGCAACAGUUCACUUCAGGCGCGAGUAGCAUGGGAAGGAACUACACUUUUUAGUUUUUAAAAUUCGGUUGCCUGUGCCUACUUUCCAUCUACACCUUUUCCGUGUUUGUAAGUUUUCACUUCGUCCUUUGAUCAAGUGCUAGCAUGGACAUUGUUUAUUGCUCAAGAAAAGCUUAGGACAAGAUUAUUUGUCGGUUAAGAUGUGUAGUCUUGCCUGGAAUACUUUUGGCGAAAUCGAUAUUGCACCCUGUUGGGGAGAGGGCGAAAACGAAGAAGAUGAACAUACAGGUAACCGGGAAAAGAGCAUGAAAAGACAGUAGUUCUCUGGCAGCGCAUGUUCCAAUCAAUGAGAAGAAGCUGAGAUAUUAUAUUUACACUGAUUCCUCAUUACGAAGAAGCUGAGACAUCUUGAGUAUUUUGCUAUUUCUAUUAACAUGUUUUGUAUGGCUUCUAGGAUUUUAGCAAUGUAAUUGUGCAGCUUGUGGCCAUAAGCUUGAAACUACUAUAAUCCUUAUCCAAUCUUGUCUACUGAUUUAAUAUUCAUGUUUCUCGACGUCCUUUUAAACCAUCAAGCAGCAUGAAGACGAAUCGUGCCCCAAUUGUUGCCAUCAAUAUUAUGGAGCAUUUAUUUUUAAUUUCGGCGCAUAUUUCUGACGGGUGGUACAUUGUCCCCUUUCAGAUGAUCUGUUCAUUCUUUUCGUGAUAAUUUGACGUUGCCUUCCUGUGUUUGUGUCUUACCUUGGGUAGAUUCUUUUCGAAGGGAAAUGAUUGAUAUCCACAUUUUUCCUAACAUUUUUAGUAUCCAAUAUGUUGCCUGUCCAGUUGUGAUAUUCAAUGUGAUUUGUCGCUCUCUGGCAAUCAAGAUUAAAGAGGGUAUUUGAGAAUUAUGCUUGGGAAUUCAAUGAUUGCAUAACCUGACCACUGAUGUCAUGAAUCUGGGCUACAUCUGUUAUUUCAACUGUCUGAACAUCAUUGCUUACUGCUUGGACACUGCUGUUUUUUUGCCUUAUUCUUUAAAGCUUCAUAGGAGAGGGAUUUGUCAUUGCAUGUUUGUCUGGUUUGCUGAUUGAUGCAUCCAUCACAGGUUCAUUUUUUCAGGUUUACUUUGGUUAGGUGGCUGACAAAUUUAUUUUUCUGCAGAUUCUGGAAUUGAAGCUAAUGAGUGUAUCAAAAUAUUCCUUGGUAAUUACUUUCCUUUGUUUCUAUUACUUAACGGCCAGAACUUCUUCCAACAUUUGUAUGUAGGUAGUGAUUUUUGGACUUUACUUCUACCUCUAUUAACCAUUUCAGCAUAAAUGACAUGGAGUCACAGUAGCAAAUCAGGACUAUAUAUCAGUAUUUGGGAUUUUGAAAAAUCUGGCAUAAAAUGAAGAAGAGUUUUAGUGUCAUUAAAGGUCGUAAAAUUAUUGAUUGUCCUUUUAUGAGUGUUUUGCAUCCUUUUUUAUCAUUAUAAUACAUUAAUUAUAACCCUUUCUCUCAUUCAUUAAUUUGUUGUAAAAAUGGCUGCAACGCGUUCAUCUACUGUCUUUAUCUCGUAUAAUUUGUUUUUCAUUUAUUAUAGUUAGGUCCGAAGAAGAAGUGGGUGCAUCUAGCCAUAACACUGUUGAUCCAGUUGACCUUAAUCAGUUUUUUGGUGAAGAUGGAAAGAUAUAUGGAUACAAAGGACUGAAGGUAAUCUCAACUAAGGAUAUGAAGUCUUAAAUCUUCUACUAUUGACCGUAGUUCCUUUGUUAAUGAAAAUGCUCUUGGUUGUAUACUAGCUUUCUCAUCAAAACCGAUGGAAAAUUAAUAUUCAUAUCGAUUGUGAUAAUUGACAACACCACGCUUUUUUUUUUCUUGGGCUAUGAGAUACUAAUUGUCCUUACCUUUUCUUGUCCAUUGGAUAGCCUUAAAUUCAUAAAUUGAUGGUGUGUUGGCUUCGGAAAUUUUUUUAAUGCUGUUGCUAUUGUGGUGUAUUGCAAUGAUGCUCUAAUGAUUAGUACUUUGGUACUGGCUUCAUUUCUGAUGUUUGUAUCUGCUUAUGAUGACUGUUUCAGAAGGAUUCAUAUUGAUUGUGAUAAUUAUCAGCAUCUAUCAUACAUAUUUGCUUUUAUUAAGAAAUGUUAUUCGCUCUUUUAUUUUUCUCGUUCUGGGGAGAAGAUCAAAUUUACCUGUUCUGGGUUUGCUUCUUUGGAAGAUGUAAUAUGAAAAAAAUGGGUUCUAUCACAGCAUCAGCUAAGUUCACUGGUUGGAGAUAAGCGGACUUGAACCACUGACAAACCACUGCCUCUCAGGCCUCCCCAACUGAUUCUACGACCAAUGAUAGACAAGAACCCCCCCACACCCCCUCCCCCCCCCAACGGAACAUUACUUGCAACUUUCAUCGUAGUGUACUCUCUUAUUAGUUUUAUACGAUUAAGUAUUAAUUGCGUUCUCAUAAUGACGAUAUUAUUGUUACAAUGUGUGACAAUAGUCAUAGCAUCGUGAUUGAGUUGCUCAUCUGGGGUCCAGAUUCUGGUCGUAGAAUUGUAGUAUACUUGCGGUGAUCAUAGGUAAAGGCGCCAUCUAGGCCCUUGUGGUCCCUCUUUUGUUGUCAUUUCUUGUCUAGGACCAGAUAAACAGUCAUGACAAGCUUUCUCAGUUCUAAUCAGACCAUCAUCAAAUGGAAUAGUUAAUUUUUUCAGAAUUGCUUUUGAAUCUUCGUUGCUAGCGUUAUGGCUGAAGCAUAGGUUAUGUGCUCAAGCCUCCAACCACCUCAGGGGUUAAAUUGUGAGGGGUGAUUCACAGGCUCCCUACACCUUGGGGUUUAGUAGCACUUGCUUGGAUAUUCCUUGGCAUUUUAAAGAUUUGUCUCUUCUAUUUUCCUGACUUACCGGUUUUUUGUGUCAUUUCUCUGCAGAUCAAUGUUUGGUUGAGUAUCAUCUCAUUUCAUGCAUGUGCUGAGAUUACAUUUGAGACCUCAGUGGAUGUAAGUACUUGCCCUUUCAUUGACGCGGUCGUAUAUUCCUCAUUUUACCGAGUUAAUUUUGUUUUUUCUCUUUCUUUGGUCACAGAAUAUAUGGUCGGUAAUCCAAGGGUACCGAAAAGUGGUUGCUACAAUGGCUUGACAAAAUUGAAUUAAAAUUGGAUGUAGCUAAUUAACACAAACUUAAUGAGGGCUGUGGACUAUUCCUGUUUUUAAAUUUUUGUGAAUAGCCUCCUAAUUUUGUUCUCAUGUCAUUUGCCUUUUGAAUUCAGAUGUUGAGUUUGAUUAAACCUACCCCACAGAAAUUUAAACCAAGGAUUAUUUUUUUUCUUAGGGAGGAAAAGGAAUAACAGAUUUGGAACCUUGUCUCCAGGUAAUAACCUACUUAGUUGCUAUGCUUCGUUUGAUAUUUAAUGUGAAGGCAUACUGAAGUACUAAUGGUUAGCAGAAGUUAUUCGGUGAAUCCUUGCUCGAGAUGAAGGAGUUUCUUCAAUCCUUUUCGUCAGAAUGUCAGUACAUUAGGUAUGAUUUUGUCAGACUUACUGUACAUUAUGUUCAUCGCAUUUUAUGGAAGGAUUCAUUCUAUUGUUUGACGAUUUCAGAAAUGUUGUUUCAAAUGGCACGGUUGUACUCUGUAAAGCUGGUGAAGAAGAUGAUACAGGCUCCACAAUUGAGGUAAAGAGACAUGCUCUAUGUCUGUCAAUGAAAAACAAAGAUUCACCUGAGGAAAAUAUACAAGGGUUCUCCAUAACUGUGAAUCAUUGCUGAUACAAGGCAUUCAAAUGAGUGUGCGUUUUACGUAGAUGUCAUUAAUGACUCUUUUUCUCACUCGUGAUGCUAAACAUGUGACAGUCAUACUGAUUCCAUUUUUAUAACCUUUCCUUUAUAAGUGCACGGGAAUCAAUCUGCAAGCUGUAGGAAUUCUUUUCUUAUUACAGAUACUAGGUAUCAGUGCUAGCAUCUUGUUCACAGGUUUUUUUUUUUCUGGCGACGGAAACACUUGAUUCAGUUUUGAAAUGUUCAUAUCUAUCUUCACCUGCUUGAUCCCAGAAAAAUGAGUGCAAUGCCCUUUUUGGUGUCGCUAAAUAACUAUGGACUAAAUUAGUCUGCUUCUUCUUCUUCUAUUUUAUUGGGUGUUAUUCCAUUGCCCUCAAAUGGCCCAUUGCGUUUCAGUUAAAAUACUCGUUAUUGCUUGGAAAUUUAUCUGCGCUUGGUGGAUGGAUAUUACAUUAUCCGUGCAGGUUAUUCGAAUGGGUCUAAAUAACCUUCCUGUUGGAACUCUGUACAGUCGGUUGGUGCCACUGGUUCUUCUUUUUGUUGAAGGUACUAACUUUUUGCAUUUUAAUUUGGAACUAUUUAUCUCAUCCCAACUAACUUUCUUGUAUUCUUCAACGGCGUAUUAAUUUAUCAUAACUAGUUGUCAUGGCGCAGGUGGCAGGUCCGUUGACAUUACUGAUCCGGGGUGGGACAUCUAUUUUGUGGUGAAGAAGACGUCCGAUCAAACAGGGGACACUCUUAUUGAAUUACUUGGCUUUGCCACAGUUUACCGGUUUUAUCAUUAUCCUGACAGUACACGACUACGAAUAAGCCAGGUUUUUCCUCCAGCUUCGUCUGUGAAUAUUGAUAAUUCUCAUUCGCAUUGUGUUCUUCUUUUUAGUAUCUGUGUGGAUGAUUUUGUUGGCCGGCCCAUGUCCGUCAAUUGGGUUGGGUCAUCUUUUCUAUGCGGAUCUAUCCGCUGACUUCCAAUUGAUGCUUCACGCUUCAUCAUUCAAAUAUGUUGCAUUACGUUGGCGUCUGGCUCUGUAUGUUCCUCAUUUAUAUAUGAUUCUAUGCAAGACCAUGCUUCUUUCCGGUGAAAGCAUCAAGGAUUCCCUACAUUUUUUUUCCUCAUUUAGAUAUCCAUUCAUUUUUUUAUUUCCCGAAUGACGUGAAAUUCAGGAACUGCAGUCUCUUUCAUCUAUUUUAAUUCUAAGUAAAUUGAUAGGUAUCAUGUGCGUUUAUCUUGUAUGGGCGGCCGCAACAUGCGGCGUUCUACUUCAAUUCGUGAUUUUGAUUGAUAUUUCUACAAUUUUAUAUGAUAAAAGGGACAUUAAUCUCGUUCUUUCCUCUGUGAGGCUGGCGUGUGGCCAAUCUCAUUGGAGCGGUGAAUGAACUGAUGCUUCCUUCUCUUGUCAGAUACUGGUGCUGCCUCCUUAUCAAGGCCAAGGCCAUGGCCGCCACCUCAUUGAGUCCGUGAACUCUAUCGCCAUAUCGGAGAACCUCCACGACGUGACAGCCGAAGAGCCCUCUGACUACCUCCAACACCUCCGCUUGUGCAUGGACUCGCUACGCCUCCUCACCUUCAGCCCGGUGAGGACUGCUGUCACCUCAGCUGCCGCUCAUCUCCAGGAAGUCAACCCCCCCAAGAAAGCCAGCAAAGCCCAGCUAGCUCCCCCCGCCCACUUGGCAGAAGAUGUCCGGGACAAGCUGAAGAUCGGCAGGAAGCAGCUUCUCAGGUGCUGGGAAGUCCUUCUCUACUUGAGCGUUGACCCGAAAGACAGCAAGUCUUUGGAGAGCUUCCGGAGCUGGGUCUCUGACCGGGUGAGGGACGAGAUUCUGGGCAAGGACUUUGGCGGCAAGGAGAAGCAGCUCGUGGAGGUGCCCAACGACUACAAUCCGGAGAUGAGCUUUGUAGUGUUCAUGUCUCAGGAUGGCUCGGAGGGCAGUGGAAGAGGGCAGGAGCAAGACCAGGAGGAGCUGCUGAAUAAGGUGGUAGACGAGGAGAUGGAGGAGAUUGCAGAGAGUGCUAAAAGGGUUUCUUCUCUGCGGGAGACCCAGGAGGUACUUCAUAUUUUAGGUUAA
This is a messenger RNA of Spirodela intermedia, 6011 nucleotides long. The record is from the annotation of a GenBank genome assembly. Lineage: Eukaryota; Viridiplantae; Streptophyta; Magnoliopsida; Alismatales; Araceae.